AUGGCAGAACUUCGUGGAAUAUUGCUUAUGAGGGCACUUUUGUUCGCUUCAGUUUUUUGCCUUCUUACGCAAUCAGUACGAUCCGAUACCCCAGCAAACUGCACCUUUGAAGACAUUGUGGGAACCUGGGUGUUGUACGAAACGCCAAGGAACGGAGACCAUACAUUAGACUGUUUAAAUAACAAGGAAAAUGCUGUCAAUAAGGUGCAGUUACAACUACUCAAGCCAAAUGUAGCUGUUGACCAAUAUGGGAACAGAGGUCAUUGGACCUUAAUCUAUAAUCAGGGAUUUGAAAUAACAGUUAAUCAGCGUAUUUACUUUGCAUUCUCAAGUUUUGCACAGAAUGGUUCUGAAGUGUUAAGCUUUUGUGACAAAACCUUGGCUGGAUGGUCACAUGAUACCAUGACUCACAAUUGGGCCUGCUUUCAAGGCAAGCAUAUGGCACAAAGGGCACCAAAAAUUCAUUCCCAAAGCUUGGGCAAAAAUCUGAAUGGAAUUUAUGUAAGCAACACUGAGGUGAUCAACAGCAUCAACAAGAAACAGAAUUCUUGGACAGCUAAGGCGUAUUCGUGGAUGGAGGGCAUGAGUCAUGAAAACUUGCUGAAAAUGCGCGGUGGAAUCAAGUCCAAAAUUCAUUCCCGCCCACUAGUUGCACCCGUUUCUCCAUUUGUGCGCCGCCAAGCGGAAUUUCUUCCAGACGAAUGGGACUGGCGUAAUGUCAGUGGAGUAAACUACGUCCCUGCUGUCAAGAAUCAAGGAAGCUGUGGAAGUUGUUAUGCUUUCUCUUCUCUGGGUAUGCUUGAGUCACGUCUACGAGUUGCCACUAAGAAUCAGCUCCAGGUGAACUUCUCUCCGCAAGACAUUGUCAGCUGCUCGGCUUACAGUCAGGGUUGCGAGGGUGGCUUUCCUUAUUUGGUUGCUGGAAAAUACGCCCAAGAUCAUGGCGUUGUAGCUGAGGAAUGCUAUCCCUACACCGGUCGCGAUUCUACAUGCAGUGCCGCUAAGAAAUGUGGACGCACGUACGUUGCUAAAUAUCGUUACGUUGGUGGCUAUUAUGGCGCUUGCAACGAAGAGCUGAUGAAAUUAUCGCUCGUUGAAUCGGGUCCAUUGUCAGUUUCCUUCGAGGUUUAUCCCGAUUUUAUGCAUUAUGCUGGCGGUGUUUAUCAUCGCACGGAUGAGCUCUUGAAUCAAGUCAACAAAUACGACCCGUUUGAGCUAACUAAUCACGCCGUUCUUCUGGUCGGAUACGGCACCGAUGCAGAAACCAAAGAAGACUACUGGAUUGUCAAAAACAGCUGGGGUACGAGAUGGGGCGAGAAUGGAUUUUUCCGCAUUCGUCGUGGAGGCGACGAAUGUGGUAUCGAAUCUAUCGCCGUAGAAGUUACUCCUAUUCCAUAGGGAAAAAACGGAAGUGUGCCUUUACACUCAAUACAUUCAUUUAACCUUCAUUUGUUUUUCAAACCAAACAAUUUUUUUUUGUACCGAAUGAAGCGAAGGUGCUCAGUGGAAUAAACAAUACUUUCUUCCAUGCA
Molecule: messenger RNA, 1532 nt
Organism: Daphnia magna
Lineage: Eukaryota; Metazoa; Arthropoda; Branchiopoda; Diplostraca; Daphniidae
Product: dipeptidyl peptidase 1
Exons: 8
Coding region: 1-1398 (465 amino acids)
Cellular component (GO): lysosome
Molecular function (GO): cysteine-type endopeptidase activity
Source: RefSeq, a predicted model, not a curated record